Molecule: messenger RNA, 1544 nt
Organism: Populus trichocarpa (black cottonwood)
Lineage: Eukaryota; Viridiplantae; Streptophyta; Magnoliopsida; Malpighiales; Salicaceae
Product: shikimate O-hydroxycinnamoyltransferase
Exons: 4
Coding region: 200-1531 (443 amino acids)
Molecular function (GO): acyltransferase activity, transferring groups other than amino-acyl groups
Source: RefSeq, a predicted model, not a curated record
UUGAAGCUUCAAGGCUGCCUUCACUCCCUCGUUUCUUCCUUCCUUCCCUUUUUUUUUUUUCUUCUAUAAAUACGAGUGGUCGUCACCAUCUGCGUACAAAAACCCCUCUCCCCUCCACCUCUAGUGAGUGCAUGAGAAUUGGAACAAGUUUCUCCUCCUAAUCCUACAUAUAAUUUUAUUCUCUACAUAGGGCCGCAAGAUGGUAAGAGUUGAAAUUCGAACAAAACAGUCAACUAUUGUGCGACCUGCCGAAGACACGCCAGAAAAAAGCCUAUGGAGCUCAAAUCUGGACCUCUUGGUGCCAAUGGUACACAUCCCAACAAUAUACUUCUACAAGCCAGUUAAUGGUUCUUCCAAUUUUUUUGACCCUCAAGUGCUCAAGGAGGCUCUGAGCAAGGCUCUUGUGCCAUUCCACCAUAUGGCAGGGAGAUUAGAGAAGGAUGAAAAUGGUAGGAUGUCGAUAUUGUGUAACGCCAAAGGGGUUUUAUUUGUCGAGGCUGAAACAAGCUCUACCAUUGAUGAAGUGGGUGAUUUUACUCCCCACUCUGAGAUGCUGCAGUUCAUUCCAGAAGUCGAUCGUUCAAGCAUAUUUUCCUAUCCUCUACUACUCGCACAGGCAACCUUCUUCAAAUGUGGAGGAGUAUGUCUUGGAGUUGGCUUACACCAUAUCUUGGGAGAUGGAACUUCUGCAAUCCAUUUUAUCAACUCAUGGUCUGAAAUAGCAAGAGGACUAUCUGUUACCACCCCACCGUUCAUUGACCGUACCUUGCUUGAUGCUCGAGUUCCUCCUGUCCCUGCUAUGCAUCACGUAGAAUACGACCCCCCUCCUACCUUGAACACCCAUAACUCCGGUGACCAAACCCUAGAAAUCCAAUCAAAUCCGAAACCCACUUGUGCAAAAAUCCUCACCAUCACAUUUGAUCAACUCCGGACCCUAAAAAACAAGUCUAGAAAAGGCGUUGUUGAUGGCACUAUCAACUAUAGCACCUUUGAAACCCUAGCAGCACAUAUUUGGCAAUGCACCUGCAAGGCACGUGGAAUCUCGAACGACCAAGCAACAAAAUUACACAUUCCAACAGAUGGGCGAUCUAGAUUGAACCCACCAUUGCCAGCUGGAUACUGUGGCAAUGCUCUUUUCACAACAGCAGUUUUAGGUUUAUCAGGCGAAAUCCAAUCAAAGCCAUUGGUGGAUACCAUAGCAAAAAUCCGUGGAGCAUUGAAAAGAAUGGACAAUGAAUAUUUGAGAUCAGCCAUUGAUUAUUUGCAAGUCCAGGCUGAUUUAGAAGCUUUGAAGCGAGGGCCACACACAUUUAAGAGUCCAAACCUCAAUAUUGUGAGUUGGAUGACAAUGCCGAUAUAUGAUGCUGAUUUUGGUUGGGGUCGACCUUAUUUUAUGGGGCCAGCAAUUGUUGGCUUCGAGGGCAUGGCUUACAUUGCUCGAUGCCCAAAUAAUGAUGGGAGCUUAAUGAUAUUUACCUGCUUAGAAAGCAAUCACAUGGAACUCUUCAAGAAGUCCUUUUACGAUUUCUAAUUCGCAAGUUCAU